GACAAACCUUGAUCCGUUUGUGACUCUUCAUUGAUUUGAUUAUUUGAUAUUCUUGGGAAGCAAGGUUGACAAAGGCAGAAAGGCUAGCUAAGAUAAUCAAUUUUAUAACUUUUAACUAAUUUCUUACAUUCUUUUCAUAUUAACGUAUCGAAUCAAUUUGCUGAAACAUAAUUUUUAAAGUGAGCUGUUUAUUAACAUUAUUUGUAAAAGUUUUGUAUAAACAUUCCUUAAUCGAUGGAGUAGAUUUCUACUAGCCGACUGAAAUCGACUUCAUUAAGUGUAUUUGGCUCUAUAACUUGGACAGCCAUAUAUUUGUGUAUAUAUAAAUCAUUAUUAUUCAUUUAUCAUUAUAAUCAUUUUCAUCAUCAUCAUCAUUAUAUAAAAAAUACAACUACAGGUAUUGCAGUAUAUACUAUAAAUACAACAUGGCGGUUCCUUCAACGUCGUUGUCAUCAAGAAAUAAAAAGCAUUUUUUGGGUGUACCAGCCCCAUUAGGAUAUGUUGCUGGUGUUGGCAGAGGAGCAACUGGAUUUACAACACGAUCUGACAUUGGACCCGCUCGCGAUGCAAAUGAUGUUUCAGAUGAUAGACAUGCACCACCAACAAAACGAGCAAAGAAGAAAGAGGAGGAAGAAGAAGAUGAAGAAGAUUUAAACGAUUCCAAUUACGAUGAGUUUUCUGGUUAUGGAGGCUCAUUGUUUAGUAAGGAUCCAUAUGAUAAAGAUGACGAAGAAGCAGAUGCUAUUUAUGAAGCAAUAGACAAACGAAUGGAUGAAAAGCGCAAAGACUAUAGGGAAAAAAGGUUACGUGAAGAAUUGGAGCGUUAUCGUCAAGAAAGGCCCAAGAUUCAACAGCAAUUUUCUGAUCUUAAGAGAGAUCUAGCUCAGGUAUCUGAAAGUGAGUGGAGAAAUGUGCCAGAAGUUGGAGAUGCUAGAAAUAGAAAACAGAGAAAUCCUAGAGCAGAAAAAUUUACUCCUUUACCGGACUCUGUAUUAGCAAGAAAUUUAGGUGGGGAAACUACUACAAGCAUAGAUCCUACGAGUGGCUUAGCAUCUAUGCUACCAGGUGUAGCUACUCCUGGAAUGUUGACCCCAACAGGUGAUUUGGAUCUUAGAAAAAUUGGACAAGCGAGAAACAAUUUGAUGAAUGUGAAACUAAGGCAAGCUUCAGAUUCUGUUGAAGGACAGACUGUUGUAGAUCCUAAAGGUUAUUUAACAGAUUUACAGAGUACCAUUCCUUCUUAUGGAGACAUAAAUGAUAUAAAGAAAGCAAGAUUACUUUUGAAAUCUGUCCGAGAUACAAAUCCUAAUCAUCCUCCAGCAUGGAUAGCAUCAGCUCGUAUGGAAGAGGUCGUUGGAAAAGUACAAGCUGCAAGAAAUUUGAUAAUGAAGGGUUGUGAAAUUAAUCCAUCAUCUGAAGAUUUGUGGCUAGAAGCUGCUAGAUUACAACCACCAGAGACAGCAAAGGCAGUAAUUGCGCAAGCUGUUAGACAUAUUUCUACAUCUGUCAAAAUUUGGAUAAAAGCUGCAGAUUUAGAAUCAGAACUGAAAGCUAAGAAACGAGUAUAUCGUCGUGCUUUGGAACAUAUACCUAACUCUGUUCGAUUAUGGAAAGCUGCAGUGGAAUUAGAAGAACCAGAAGAUGCUCGUAUAUUACUAAGUCGGGCCGUAGAAUGUUGUCCGACAAAUGUCGAUUUGUGGCUAGCCUUAGCUAGAUUAGAGACUUAUGACAAUGCCAGGAAAGUUUUAAAUAAAGCCAGAGAAAAUAUUCCAACAGAUCGACAAAUUUGGAUAACUGCUGCUAAAUUGGAAGAAGCUAAUGGAAAUAAACAUAUGGUGGACAAAAUUAUUGAAAGAGCUAUUUCUUCUCUUAGUGCUAAUGGGGUUGAAAUAAAUCGAGAGCACUGGUUCAAAGAAGCUAUGGAGGCCGAAAAAGCAGGAGCUGUUCACUGUUGCCAAGUUAUUAUUAAAUCAAUUAUUGGAGUUGGAGUUGAAGAAGAAGACCGAAAACAUACUUGGAUGGAAGAUGCAGAAACAUGUGCUCAACAACAAGCCUAUGAAUGUGCUAGAGCAGUUUAUGCAUAUGCAUUGACUGCAUUUCCGAGUAAAAAGUCUAUAUGGCUUAGAGCGGCUUAUUUUGAAAAAAAUUAUGGAACACGAGAAUCAUUGGAAACCUUAUUACAAAGAGCAGUUGCCCAUUGCCCCAAAAAUGAACAACUAUGGCUUAUGGGUGCAAAAUCAAAAUGGCAAGCGGGAGAUGUACCAGCUGCAAGAGGUAUUCUAUCAUUGGCUUUCCAAGCCAAUCCAAAUUCUGAAAAUAUUUGGUUAGCUGCGGUAAAACUUGAAUCAGAAAAUUCGGAAUAUGAGAGAGCAAGGCGCUUGUUGGCUAAAGCCAGAGCUUCUGCUCCCACUCCUAGAGUUAUGAUGAAAAGUGCUAGACUGGAAUGGGCUUUGAAUAAUCUAGAGGACGCUUUGAAACUUCUUGAUGAAGCACUCACAAAUUUUGAUGAUUUUCCAAAACUAUGGCUAAUGAAAGGACAAAUUGAAGAACAACAAGGUCAUCUGGAAAAAGCUAUUGAAACUUAUAAUCAGGGGAUUAAAAAAUGCCCUACGUCAAUACCUCUUUGGCGCUUAUUAGCACAAUUAGAAAUGAAAAGAAACAAUUACACGAAGACUCGCUCAGUUUUAGAAAAAGCUCGUCUUAGAAACCCCAAAAAUCCAGAACUUUGGUUAGAAGCCAUCCGAAGUGAAAUGAAGAUAGCUGGUAAUCGAGAUAUAGCAAAUACUUUAUUAGCUAAAGCUCUCCAGGAAUGUCCCAAUUCAGGAUUGUUAUGGGCUGAAGCUAUACACAUGGAACCCCGCCCACAAAGAAAAACAAAGAGUGUUGACGCAUUAAAAAAAUGUGAACAUGAUGUAAAUGUUAUCGUAGCUAUUGCAAAGAUGAUGUGGUGUGAUCCUAAUAAAAUAAAUAAAUGUAGAGAAUGGUUCAACAAAGCUGUAAAAAUAGAUGCUGACUUAGGCGACGCAUGGGCUUACUAUUAUAAAUUCGAACUUUUGAAUGGUACUGAAGAACAACAAGAAGAAGUUAAACGACGUUGUGUAACAGCUGAACCUCGGCACGGUGAAAAUUGGUGUAGAGUUUCUAAAAAUAUUGCCAAUUGGUGUCUAAGCAUUGACCAAAUUUUAGUUUUAGUAGCAAAGGAAUUACCUAUUCCAAUUUAGAAUAAUUUUUUAUACAAUAUAUAAUGGCAUUUUUCCAAUUCUAUUUUCAUUUUAUUAAAAAAAAAAACAUUGAUAACAUUGUUUGUGAAUAUUAUAAUACGUUAAGAAAAAACAAAAAAAAACAAUUUUUUAAAAAGUAGUAUGGUAUACAUAUACAUAUGAAUUUGUAUCGGCCAACGUUGGUAAUGCUUCAAAUAUGUUUCGAAAUCUUAACUUCUGUUAAGCUUUCUAUAGUAAAAUGUACAAUGCUUAGAACACAAUUUCAACUAAAAUUUAUGUGGCUAUAAUGUACUCAUGAUUUUACAUUUGAACUGAUUAUAAAAAAUUAAA
Phymastichus coffea is the source of this 3551-nucleotide messenger RNA. RefSeq names its product pre-mRNA-processing factor 6 (gene Prp6). Bases 426 to 3221 code for a protein of 931 amino acids. Gene Ontology annotation, biological process: mRNA splicing, via spliceosome; spliceosomal tri-snRNP complex assembly. The transcript has 9 exons. Gene Ontology annotation, molecular function: protein binding. Lineage: Eukaryota; Metazoa; Arthropoda; Insecta; Hymenoptera; Eulophidae. Gene Ontology annotation, cellular component: catalytic step 2 spliceosome; U4/U6 x U5 tri-snRNP complex. The record is from RefSeq and is a predicted model, not a curated record.